Molecule: messenger RNA, 3163 nt
Organism: Leucoraja erinaceus (little skate)
Lineage: Eukaryota; Metazoa; Chordata; Chondrichthyes; Rajiformes; Rajidae
Gene: prmt7
Product: protein arginine methyltransferase 7
Exons: 17
Coding region: 18-2168 (716 amino acids)
Biological process (GO): peptidyl-arginine methylation
Molecular function (GO): protein-arginine omega-N monomethyltransferase activity
Source: RefSeq, a predicted model, not a curated record
GGUCACGUGGUCCCGUCAUGACCGGCGCGCUGCAUGCCGGGCCGGCAAGAUGGCAGCGUGGUUCUAGAUCUCUCCCCGCCGGCUCGAGCGACAUCAUGAAGACGUUCUGCAGCAGAGCGAAUCCCACCACUGGGGCCACCGAGUGGGAGGAGGAAGACGAGGACUAUGACUACCAUCAGGAGAUAGCACGGUCAUCUUAUGCAGAUAUGCUACAUGACAAAGACAGGAAUGAGAAGUACUACAGUGGAAUUCGGGCAGCAGUCCGCAGGGUGAAGGAACGAGGUCAGAGGGCGAUUGUCCUGGAUAUUGGAACUGGGACAGGGCUGUUAUCCAUGAUGGCAGCAAGAGCUGGCGCCGAUUUAUGUUUUGCAGUUGAGGUUUUUAAGCCAAUGGCUGAUGUUGCUGUAAAGAUUGUGGAUAGAAAUGGAUACAGUGGAAAAAUUAAAGUCAUCAACAAACAUUCAACUGAGGUAACAGUGGGGCCAGAUGGUGACAUGUCAUGCCGAGCUAACAUCCUGGUCACGGAGCUGUUUGAUACGGAGCUUAUUGGCGAGGGGGCACUGCCAAGUUACGAGCAUGCUCACAAAUACCUUGUCCAGGAUGAAUGUGAAGCUGUUCCACACAGAGCCACCGUUUAUGCACAGCUGGUGGAAUCAGAGCGGAUGUGGGCCUGGAACAAAUUGCUGCCAAUUCACAUCGGAAUGGAGGACAGAAAUGAUAAGGUUAUUUUACCAACAAAGGACAUGGACAUGUGUGCAGGGUGCCCAUGCGUCUAUGACAUUCAGCUCAAUCAAGUGAACCAAAACCACUUCACCACCCUUACAGAGGUUACAGAGAUCUUCAGUGUGGAUUUCAGUAAAGCAGUGAGUAGUUCUCCAGCCCAGCACACUUUGCAGGUCCAAGCAACUGGCAGUGGGCAAGCCCAUGUUGUACUGUCCUGGUGGGACAUGGAAAUGGACCCUGAAGGAACCAUCAGAUGUACUAUGGCACCAUACUGGGCACAUCCGACUCCAAAUAGUAUUCAGUGGCGAGAUCAUUGGAUGCAGUGUGUGUACUUCCUACCCCAGGAGAUACCCGUUCAAGAAGGGGAAUGUCUGCGUAUUUCAGCCAUGCACGAUGAUUACUCUUUGUGGUAUAAACUGCAGCGUCGCAGCGUUGAGCGUGAAGCUGAAGUGCUGAGCGAACGGCCACUGUGCUCCUGUCAGGCCCAUCUCAUGUGUAAUAGGCAGCGAUUUGGAGAGCUAAAUGACCAACAAAGGAACAACACCUACAUCAAGGCCCUGAAAACAAUUCUGAAACCAGACGCCGUGUGCAUGACUAUCGGCGAUGGAAGCCUGCUCUCUAUCUUCGCUCAUUUGCUGGGUGCUGCACAGGUUUAUAGUCUAGAGAUUUCUGCCAUGUCAAGACGCGUAAUGGGGAAGAUUUUAGCUGAUAAUGGAUUGACUGGAAAGGUGAUAGUUUCUGACAAAAGUCCGGAGCAGCUAACACCUGUGGACCUAGAUAACAACCAGAUAUCAGUUCUGAUUGGGGAGCCAUUCUUCACCACCAGCCUUUUACCUUGGCACAACCUUUAUUUCUGGUACGCACGGACCUAUCUGGCUAAGCACCUGGGUAAUCAAUUCACUGUGCUGCCGCAGUCUGCCACACUGUUUGCGAUGGCCGUUGAGUUUGAGGACCUCUGGCACAUCCGUGCACCCUGCAGGGAAUGUGAAGGCUUUGAUGUCAACCUUAUGGAUGAGAUGGUACAGAAUUCCUUGAAUUUCCGGGAGAGUCAGGAGGCCGAGCCUCAUCCUCUUUGGGAAUAUCCCUGCAGAGCACUCAGUGACCCAUGCCAGGUCCUCGUCUUUGAUUUUUACCGUGAGGUACCAGUGCAGUCAAUCUGCUCGGCCGGCUCGAUGCAGCUCUUGAGAUCUGGCACUUGUCAUGGAGUAGUGCUUUGGAUGGACUAUUGCUUAACCAAAGACAUCAUUGUCUCCACGGGGUUAACCAGGUUUCAUUCUGAUAUGGGUGACUGUGAGUGGAAUCCACACAACAAGCAGGGUGUUUACUUCCUCCGCUCGGAGGCCAGUCAGGAGAAUUUGACAAACAAACAGAGUUCCAUUGCCUACAGCGUGACUUUCCACCCAAGAAACGGUGAACUAGCCAUGGAUUUCCAGCUGUGCCUGUAAUCAGCAGGAGUGUGUGAAGGACAAGUAUCCUUGUGAGGUCAGUAACCGGAAAACUGGCUGUCCUGCAGAGCAACAGCCACUGAAUCUGGGCCCGGAUAUUGUUCUUGUGAAUGCGCAGAUCCACACCAACUGGGAGAUGAAGAACUGAGUCCACCUAUAUGAAUUCGAAGGAAGAACAAGCAGAUAUGUUUUAUUGAGACAUUGUUGGUACACUAAAGUGCUUUCUGUGUAGACAGUUACUGGGAAAAGAGGAUGGGCCCAGUACAUAUCCUACCUGUCCCAGCUUUGACUCUCUCAUCUCUGAGUGCCAAAGGUGUGAAAUCGAACCAAACCAGGGCUGGAGCAGGCAAUCUGGGAUGUUGUGGGUGGUUGUUUGGAGACAGUGAUGCAUUUUUGUACCUAUCGUCUGGGGGAUGAGAUGUUAAAACGAGACACCAUUUGCCUGCUUGUGGAUGUUUAACAAUCUCUUGGUAUUGAAAGGAUAUGGUCAGCUUGACUAGUUCCUUCAAUCACAUUCAUCCCUCAACAAAUACUCCCAAAACAAUUAGAAAAUUAUUUGUAUAAUCAAUUUAUGGUAUCAUAUGUGCAUGUAGGCUGCUGUCGAAAUGGCAACAACUCAAAGCUAACUUGUUACCAUGAAAGAACAUGUAUAAAUUUCUUCUUCUUUGACACAAAUUCCGGCUUUCACGACUUAUCUCUGUGCUUUUAACUACUUAACCUUCAGUCUUCAUUGUGUAAAGUCAGUGUUUUACCUUGCUCCUAACUUGUGGUUUCAAAUAUUACAAGAUUUACUUUACUUCUAAAGGAGACUAAUGGAUUUUUCAAACUUCCCUUUGUUAAUAUCAUUUUAUAAAUCUCCAUCCCUGUUUUACCAAUUCAUAUUCAUACAUGUAUGUAAGCUGGAGAUCAGUUGUGGUAUCCCAUAAUACACUUGUACAGAGCUGCAGUCACUCCACAUAACUUGACCUGUAAUACACAGAUGUAACUCAAUUUCA